Messenger RNA from Colossoma macropomum (tambaqui), 1450 nucleotides. It is a transcript of the gene psmd6, whose product is annotated as proteasome 26S subunit, non-ATPase 6. NCBI's taxonomy places the organism in Eukaryota, Metazoa, Chordata, Actinopteri, Characiformes, Serrasalmidae. Gene Ontology annotation, cellular component: proteasome regulatory particle. Gene Ontology annotation, molecular function: protein binding. Gene Ontology annotation, biological process: proteasome-mediated ubiquitin-dependent protein catabolic process. The transcript has 8 exons. The record is from RefSeq and is a predicted model, not a curated record. The coding region runs from base 140 to 1309 and encodes 389 amino acids.
UUGACGGAGGGGGUGCCGUAUUGUUCGCGGGUGUGUUUUUGGUGUAGAUUACCCCGUCAUCCUCCGGCGGCUCUGCUGUGUCACUCCCGGCCUCUUUAUUUAAAAUAUUCUCUUAUAAUUCGGCCCCGAAUCCGCACAGAUGCCUCUGGAGAAUCUGGAAGAAGAGGGUUUGCCUAAAAACCCCGACCUGAAGAUCGCGCAGCUGAAAUUUUUGCUCACUCUGGAUGGACACCGGCAGGACACGGAGCUCAAAUCCGAGCUGAUGGAGGCGAUCCGGGCCAACAAUAUGGCUCCAUACUACGAGGCCUUGUGCAAGGAGCUGAAGUGGCCUGUGGACUCGGACCUUCUCGGCAAAAUGAAGAAGGCCAAUGAGGAUGAGCUGAAGCGCUUGGACGAUGUCUUGGAGGAUGCAGAGAAGAACCUCGGGGAGAGCGAGAUCCGGGAUGCAAUGAUGGCCAAAGCUGAGUAUCUGAUUAGGAUCGGGGACAAGGAAGGAGCUUUGACUGCUUUCAGAAAAACCUAUGACAAGACAGUUGCACUGGGACAUCGCUUAGACAUUGUGUUCUAUCUGCUGAGGAUUGGCCUCUUUUAUAUGGAUAAUGACCUCAUCACUCGAAACACUGAGAAGGCCAAGAGUCUGAUUGAAGAGGGUGGUGACUGGGACAGGAGGAAUCGUCUGAAGGUAUAUCAGGGCCUCUACUGCGUGGCCAUCAGGGACUUCAAGCAGGCGGCUGAGCUGUUCCUGGACACAGUGUCCACUUUCACCUCAUAUGAACUAAUGGACUACAAAACCUUCGUCACGUAUACCGUUUAUGUGUGCAUGAUCGCUCUGAAGAGGCCUGACCUGAGAGAAAAGGUAAUAAAAGGUGCUGAGAUUCUGGAGGUGUUGCACAGUCUUCCUGAUGUGCGUCAGUACCUGUUUUCUCUCUAUGAGUGCCGUUACUCUAUCUUCUUCCAGUCUCUAGCUCGUGUAGAGCAGGAGAUGAAGAGGGACUGGCUGUUCGCUCCACACUACCGUUACUAUGUACGCGAGAUGCGGAUCCUUGCCUACAGUCAGCUGCUGGAGUCCUAUCGUUCUCUCACCCUGGGCUAUAUGGCUGAAGCCUUUGGAGUCAGCACAGAAUUCAUCGACCAGGAGCUCUCCAGAUUCAUUGCUGCGGGUCGUUUGCACUGCAAGAUCGACAAAGUGAACGAAAUUGUUGAAACUAACAGGCCGGACAGUAAGAACUGGCAGUACCAGGAAACCAUAAAGAAAGGCGAUCUCCUGCUGAACAGAGUGCAGAAGCUCUCCCGGGUCAUUAACAUGUAGCCACAUACGGUAUUGGGGGGCUGUCGUCUUUUGAGUGGGUCAAACCUUUGAUGCUUGUUUCAACACAAACGUUGUCCCGGCAGUAAAACAUGACUUUUUUUUGUUUUAUGUACAGUAUAUAAUAAAAUCUUUUCAGAGAAA